Triticum aestivum (bread wheat) is the source of this 662-nucleotide messenger RNA. RefSeq names its product histone-lysine N-methyltransferase SETD1A-like. Lineage: Eukaryota; Viridiplantae; Streptophyta; Magnoliopsida; Poales; Poaceae. The transcript has 3 exons. The coding region runs from base 287 to 646 and encodes 119 amino acids. The record is from RefSeq and is a predicted model, not a curated record.
GGGGGCAGGCCGCCACCGCUGGAUGCACUCUGCCACGCCGGAGUCCGACAUGGAAGGUUUCGAGUUCUUCAAGGUCAUACUUGAGAAUUCCUCCAGCAUGCAGAUGUUGGAUGGCCGUUAGACACAGAAUGUGAAGCUGCGGCAGUCCGGCAGCGGGCUUCGCAGGCUAUGGGACAUGGAGUUGGUGUUCGACACCGACGGCCACAUGUACCUAGGAAAGCAGUUCAUCCGUGCCUAUGACCUAUGACACGGGUACUUCCUUGUCGUCAAGUACGACGACAACGCCAUGCUCACCGUGAAGGGGUUCAACACGACUAUGUGUCGCAUGUGCUACCAGGACGACAAUGAUGCCAGCAAUGGGAGCAGCAGUAGCGACUCUGGCUACAGCAAAAGCAGCAGCAACUCUGGCUAUAGCAAAAGUAGCAGCGAGGAUGAGGAGGAACGGAGUGGAGAAGAAGAGGAGCAGAGCAGGGAUGAGGAGGUGCAGCCUAUUCUAUCUGACGAUGACCACAUGAUGGUGGUGCCAGACAAUGACCUAGCAAUAGUGGUGCCUGAAGAUGGCCUCGCGAUGGUGGUGGUGCCUAACGAUGACCUCGCGAUGGUGGUGGCGCCGGUGAUCCCACAGCUAGGCAACAGGACCAUGUGAAUUAUGGAAGAGGAGU